Molecule: messenger RNA, 404 nt
Organism: Myzus persicae (green peach aphid)
Lineage: Eukaryota; Metazoa; Arthropoda; Insecta; Hemiptera; Aphididae
Exons: 3
Coding region: 1-279 (92 amino acids)
Source: RefSeq, a predicted model, not a curated record
AUGUACUCAUAUUAUUGGAGCUCUUUGAAAGUGAUGGUUUCUGGUGGCAAAUUUGAUCUGAUGAUUUUAGAAAAAGCUUACAGAAAGGCAAAACAUUUAAAGCAAGCAAAAAACAAGGCUGCUCUUGAUAAAUGUAGAAAUAUUGAAGAUUUGUUUAAAGCUAAACCACAAAAUAAUCAGAUUAACUCAUCAGUAGUCUUAAUGCCAAUUGUAUCGAUAAACACUGAGGAAAACACUAAGUAUAACCAACAAACAUUAGCAGACGUUUUUUUUAAUUGAUUAAACCUUUUGAAAUUGUAUACUGUUAAGCCCUAGGAUAGUCUAAACUAUGAGGUUGUAAUGAGUAGCGACCAGAAGGGGAGGGGAAUAAAGUAAUUUCACAAUAUAUUCUAAAUGCGCCUCUG